AAAAUCCGCUGCCCAGUAAUCAGCCGCCCAACUCCAGUCCCACUGACGACAAGGAGCGCCUAUAACGCUCCCCCUGGAAUUCUAGGGUUUCGUGCUCCAUUUCCUUUCUUUCACUCCCAAUUUCCCCUACUCCAGACUCUCCAUUCUACAAUGACGACGUCGCCCGCUCUCGUCUCUCCCUCUCGGACCACUUGCGCCUCUCUCCUUCGCCAGUUGCAGGUAAUAUGGGAUGAAAUAGGGGAGGAGGACGGGGAUAGGGACAGGAUGCUUCAGCAACUUGAACACGAGUGCCUUGAUAUCUACCGGAGAAAAGUCGACUCCAGCAGGAAGCACAAAGCUGAGUUGGCUCAGUCGUUGGCUGACGGAGAAACUGAAAUUGGCGUCCUUGUUUCUGCUCUUGGGGAAACUGCCUCAUUUCCUCGGAGCGUAAAGGGCUCUUUGAAGCAGCAGUUAUCCGCCCUCAAACCUGCUUUGCAAGACUUGAGGCAGCGGAAACAAGCACGGAUGAGCGAGUUUCAUAAGACUCAGUUGCAGAUUGCUCAAAUCUGUGCGGAAAUAGCAGGAAAUGAUAUCAACACUGUUGAUCCGAAAAUUGAUGAACGUGAUUUGACUGUGAAGAAAUUGGGCGAACUCAAGUCACACCUCAACGAACUUCAAACUGAAAAGAAGCUGCGUCUGCAUAAGGUCAGCAGCUCUCUCGGCAAAAUUCACGAGUUGUCAGUUGUAAUGUCAAUUGAUUUCUCCAACACUGUUGCUGAUAUACAUCCCAGCUUAAGUGAUCAUAUUCAGUCAAAGAGCAUAAGCAAUGACACACUAGCUCGAUUAACUAGUGUGAUUCAAUCAUUAAGGCAAGAGAAGCUGGAUAGGCUACAUAAGCUUCAAGAUCUUGGGAAGACACUAAUGGGGCUAUGGGAUCUUAUGGACACAAAUGUAGAGGAACAAGGAAAAUUUGAUCAUGUUACUUCACUAAUUUCUUCCUCAUUGGAUGAGGCAUCAAGACAAGGCUGCCUUGCACUUGAUGUCAUUGAGCAGACUGAGGUUGAAGUUGAGAGAUUGAAUGCUCUCAAAGCCGGCAAGAUGAAAGAGUUGGUAUUGAAAAGACAAAAUGAGCUGGAAGCAAUAUACAUAGAUGUUCAUAUGGAGAUAGAUGCUGAUGCAGCACGGCGGACUCUUAUCAACCUAAUUGAAUCCGGAAAUGUUGAGCUCUCUGAUCUGCUCUCCAGUAUGGACAACCAGAUAACAAUUGCCAAAGAGCUAUCACUGAGCCGGAAGGAGGUUUUGGACAAGGUAGAGAAAUGGAAACAUGCUUAUGAGGAAGAAAAGUGGCUUGAAGACUAUGAAAAGGAUGAAAAUCGGUACAGUGCAGGGAGAGGUGCGCAUAAAAAUUUGAAACGUGCAGAGAAGGCAAGAAUUCUAGUCAGCAAAAUACCAUGUGAGCUAGCAACUAAUUCCUGUUUAUAAAAUGACUAAUUUAUAUGUUUUCACAUCACCAACUGUGGUGUCUACGGCCAUCUUCGGAUAAAUGGUUCAUUGCAUUGGAUGGAUAACUGUUGAACCAUGACAAAUCUUGCGUGUAGCAGCAACGUUUUUCAUUUGUAUGUUUAACUGCCUCUUCAAGAAUUGAUCCAACUCUCAUUACUCUGCAAAUAUGUCACCCAGCUAUGGUUGAGAAUUUGACUUCAAAAGUGAAAGCCUGGGAAUUGGAGCGAGGCAUUUCUUUCCAGUAUGACAAGGCUCCCCUGUUACGGAUGUUGGAGGAAUAUACUGCAAUGAGGCACGAAAGAGAAGACGCGAGGCGACGCACAAAGGAGCACAGGCGUGUACAAGAGCAGAUGGCAGCUGAGCAAGAGGCAAUUUAUGGGUCGCGGCCCAAGAAACCACUGGGCCAAAGCACCGCCAACAACACUAUGGUCGGGACACCCAUGGGACGCCGUGGGCCCACCUCAUUGGGCCGUCAAAACGCACCUUCUGCUGGAAAGGAGCGCAGAGAGAGCCGGUACCAUAACGUGGCGCCUAUCAACUAUGUGGCCCUUCCAAAAGACGACCACUCCGUCUCUCGUGGUGCCUAGCCCACCCGGCCCCAGCCAGCCAGGGUCAAACGCAAACAAAGUUGCUGGUUUGUAAAAACCUGUAAAAAUGUCCUUUUGCUGU
Linum tenue is the source of this 2151-nucleotide messenger RNA. NCBI's taxonomy places the organism in Eukaryota, Viridiplantae, Streptophyta, Magnoliopsida, Malpighiales, Linaceae. The record is from the annotation of a GenBank genome assembly.